This is a messenger RNA of Debaryomyces hansenii CBS767, 1122 nucleotides long. RefSeq names its product type 1 protein phosphatase-activating protein (gene SDS22). The record is from RefSeq and is a predicted model, not a curated record. Gene Ontology annotation, molecular function: protein binding. The transcript has a single exon. NCBI's taxonomy places the organism in Eukaryota, Fungi, Ascomycota, Pichiomycetes, Serinales, Debaryomycetaceae. Bases 1 to 1122 code for a protein of 373 amino acids.
AUGUCAAGUAACAUGAAGGAGAGUGAUCCAAACAUUGUGGAUGAUAAUGCAGUAGCAGAUUCUGAAUCUGUCGUCGAAGAAGAAAAUAUACUAUCUCAUACCGAAGAUGAGGGAGAUGAAGACGAAGAGAAUGACAAGAACGAGCCUUUGCCUGUGGAAUACCCUGGUACUGUAUUACCAGAUGAUCAUCCGCAACACAUUGAUGCGGAUGCAGACUUGACCAAAGGUUAUGAUUCAGAUACUGAUUAUUUGGAUUUAAUUCAUAUGAAAAUUGGGUCGAUGGAGGACCUAAAUUUGUCGAGAUUCAAUAAGUUAGAGUCUUUAUGCUUGAGACAAAACUUAAUUACUUCAAUGGUCGAAGUGAAAGUCUUACCGGGGGAAACAUUGCAAGAAUUGGAUUUUUAUGACAAUAGAAUCAAUCACAUAUCAAGUCAAAUUAGCAAGCUUACAAACUUGACUAAUCUUGAUCUUUCAUUCAACAAAAUUAAGAACAUUAAGAAUUUAGAAUCAUUGACAAAACUUGAGCAUUUGUAUUUUGUACAGAAUAAGAUCAAAGAUAUCAAGAAUUUGGAAACUCUUCAAAAUUUGAAGAAUUUGGAAUUGGGUGGAAAUAAAAUCGAAGUAAUAAGUGAAACCCUUGAUAAACUAGUUAAUCUACAACAAUUAUGGCUUGGUAAAAAUAAGAUCGAAAAAUUAGAAAACAUGAGCAAUUUGACAAAUUUAAGAGUUCUUUCAAUACAGUCCAAUAGAAUUACUAAAAUCGAAGGUCUAGAGAACUUGGUUAAUUUGGAAGAACUAUACUUGUCUCACAAUGGGAUCACGAAAAUUGAAAAUUUGGAUAAAAAUGCCAACUUGCAAGUAUUGGAUGUAACCUCCAACAGACUUACGACUCUUGAUAACUUAAAUCAUUUAACCAAGUUGACUGAUUUUUGGUGUUCGUAUAACAAAAUAUCAAGCUUUGAAGAGAUUGGUAAAGAAUUAGGCAAGUUACCGGAAUUGGAUACUGUUUAUUUCGAAGGUAAUCUAGUUCAAACCCAAAACCCCACGGCUUAUAGAAGAAAAAUAAAGUUAUAUUUGGGCCCUAGCUUAGCUAAAAUCGAUGCAACCUAUAUCCGUGGUUAG